Calypte anna (Anna's hummingbird) is the source of this 3071-nucleotide messenger RNA. It is a transcript of the gene CBFA2T3, whose product is annotated as CBFA2/RUNX1 partner transcriptional co-repressor 3. The record is from RefSeq and is a predicted model, not a curated record. Gene Ontology annotation, cellular component: nucleus. Bases 76 to 2133 code for a protein of 685 amino acids. Gene Ontology annotation, molecular function: transcription corepressor activity. NCBI's taxonomy places the organism in Eukaryota, Metazoa, Chordata, Aves, Apodiformes, Trochilidae. Gene Ontology annotation, biological process: DNA-templated transcription; negative regulation of DNA-templated transcription. The transcript is spliced from 12 exons.
CUGCCCGGCAGCUGUCACCUUCCCCCUCCUCGCCAUGGGACACGGCUCUGCUGCCACCCCGGCCCCGGCCGUCACAUGAAUGGUCCCUGUGGCAGGGCAGGCACCCAGCGGGCAGGACACCCUGCACCCCCUCAUACAUCCCCUGUGCUCAGCAUCCCCCUCCCCACCACCACUCCUCUACCACCUCUGGGAGCUGGUGGGGCUCGGGGCAGCGGGGUGCUGACACCCCCUGCCCCCCUCGGGAUGCCCGGGGGACCCCCCAGGCUGGACGGGCACCCCUCGUGGGCCAGGGCAGCAGGCAGGACCGGCCAAGAUAACGCGGAGCCGGGGGCUGCCACCAUGCCCGACUCGCCGGCUGAUGUCAAGACACAGUCCAGGUCCACGCCACCCAGCAUGCCACCACCGCCACCCGCUGUCACCCAGGGAGCCACACGUCACCCCUCCUUCACCGCAAACACCAAUCGAGACGCUGCCCCCCCGACGUUUCUGCCCCGCGGCCGUUUCCAUGGGUGCUUGAAAUGGUCGAUGGUCUGUCUUUUGAUGAACGGGAGCAGCCACUCUCCAACCGCCAUCAACGGGGCCCCCUCCACCCCCAAUGGGUUCAGCAAUGGGCCGGCCACCUCCUCCACUGCCUCCCUCUCCACCCACCAGCUCCCCCCAGCCUGCGGGGCCCGCCAGCUCUCCAAGCUCAAGCGGUUCCUCACCACCCUGCAGCAGUUUGGCAAUGACAUCUCCCCCGAGAUCGGGGAGCGGGUGCGGACCCUGGUCCUGGGGCUGGUGAACUCCACCCUCACCAUCGAGGAGUUCCACGCCAAGCUCCAGGAGGCCACCAACUUCCCGCUGAGACCCUUCGUCAUCCCCUUCCUCAAGGCCAACCUGCCCCUGCUGCAGCGGGAGCUGCUGCACUGUGCCCGCAUGGCCAAGCAGAGCCCGGCCCAGUACCUGGCCCAGCACGAGCAGCUGCUGCUGGAUGCCAACACCUCCUCCCCCAUGGACUCCUCCGAGCUGCUCCUGGAGGUGGGAGAGAGCGGCAAGAGGAGGACCCCAGACAGGACCAAAGAGAACGGUUUGGACCGAGACCCUCUACACCCCGAGCACCUCAGCAAGCGGCCGUGCACCAUGAGCCCGGCACAGCGCUACAGCCCCAGCAACGGGCUGGGACACCCCCCAAACGGGCUGGGACACCCCCAAACAGCCCCUACCCUGCCCCAGCACUACCGCCUGGAGGACAUGGCCAUGGCACAUCACUACCGUGACAGCUACCGCCACCCCGACCCCCGGGAGCUCCGCGAGCGCCAGCGGCCCUCCGCGGUGCACGGGGCACGGCAGGAGGAGGUGAUUGACCACCGGCUCACCGACCGGGAGUGGGCAGAGGAGUGGAAACACCUCAACAACCUGCUGAACUGCAUCAUGGACAUGGUGGAGAAGACGCGGCGGUCGCUGACGGUGCUGCGGCGGUGCCAGGAGGCCGAUCGCGAGGAGCUCAACCACUGGAUCCGGCGCUACAGCGACGCCGAGGACAUGAAGAAAGGCAGUCCCCCCUCCGCCCGACCCCACAACAGCUCCUCCACCCCCGAGGCACCUCAGUUAGACGCGCACCGGGAGUUCGCCCCGCGGCCGCUCUCCGGGUACAUGCCAGAGGAGAUCUGGAGGAAAGCUGAAGAAGCCGUGAACGAGGUGAAGCGCCAGGCCAUGACGGAGCUGCAGAAGGCAGUGUCGGACGCCGAGAGGAAGGCCCACGAGCUGAUCACCACGGAACGGGCCAAGAUGGAGAGAGCCCUGGCUGAGGCCAAGCGGCAGGCAUCGGAGGACGCCCUGACUGUCAUCAACCAGCAGGAGGACUCCAGCGAGAGCUGCUGGAACUGCGGGCGCAAGGCGAGCGAGACCUGCAGCGGCUGCAACACCGCCCGCUACUGCGGCUCCUUCUGCCAGCACAAGGAUUGGGAGAAGCAUCACCACGUCUGCGGGCAGACUCUGCAGGGGGGCCCCGCCGUGGGGGGGCUGCCACCGGCUCCAGGACAACCCGACGGGGUGGCCACCGUGGCCAGCAGCCCCGGCGAGACGGGCUCGGCGGCCGCUUCCCGCGCCGGCACGCCGGCCACCCCGGCACCGCUGGAGAGCGCGUCCCGUUGAGUGCCACCCCCGCUGUCACCGCUGCCACCGCGCUCCAAAGGACACGGACUGCACUCGGGGUGACUUCCUCACAGCUACCUGACUCGUGUGACCUCCGAAACGACCUCUCUAGCUCUCAAAAUUAAUCCUCACGGAUCCUCAAACUGGGCUUUAAGUGGAGUUCAAGGCAAAUACCGGUCUUCUCUGUUCUCUCUCUUCAGUCCUUCUGUUGGCUUUUGAUUUUUACAUUUUCUUGGGUUUUUGUUUUUUUUUUUACUAUCAGGAGAUUGUCGUUCAUUUUUGCUGGUGGUUUCUGAGAUUUUUGGUUGGUUUUUUCCCUUUCCAGACGAAGGAUUUGGCUGCAGCCUCAACACGCAGCAGUGUGGGGAGAGCCUGGCCCCGCAUCAGCGCUGCUGAGGAGGAAAGAAACGUUGAGGGUUUGAUUUUCUUUUUUCCUUGGUCUCUUUCUUCCUUUUUUUUUUUUUUUAAAUUUUCUCCCUAUUUUUUUUCCAUUUUUGUAAAAAACGAAACAAAAAAAAAAAGAACAAAAAAACAAAGAAAACAAAAAAGAAAACGUCGGACUCUUGGGCUUUAAGUAAGAAAUUGUAAAAAGAAAAAAAAAAAAAAGGAAAAAACCACACACACAAAGAAUAAACAAACAGAAAAAAAAAAUAAAAAUCCAAAAACCAGACGAGGCCAAGUCAAGGCACUUGCCGGACGCUCACCUGUAACUACCUUGCUAGCUAGCCAAGAACAGACCAGACUCACCUCUGCUCCAAAGGAAAUCCAAAUCCAAGGAAGAUCCAAACGUCUCCACUGCCAAAGUUCGUUUCGUUCUCUUGUCGCUUCCUUCCCUUCCCUGCAAGGAUGGACAGACGUGCCCCCGGGGCUUUAAAGAGUUUCUAUUAAAAUAAAGCAAAAAAAAAAAAAAAAAAAAAAAAAGGGUGGUUUUUGUUUUA